AUGAUUAGUAGGCUUAAUUUAGGUAUUAAAAAUCUUAGUCAAUUAACACAUAUCUUUGAUCACAUAAAUUACUUAAAUAACAAACACAUUUCAAAACUUUUGGAUUUUUUUGUAUUAAGAAGGAUUGAUGGUCGUUUUUGUAAUAAUAUAAUCCAUUAUUUAAGUUUUAAUGUACAAAAUCUUGGACUAAGUGAAAUAAAUAGUUUAGUAAAGAAUGUCUUAUUCACAAAGUAUACACUCAACUCAACUAUUCUGAACAAUAUUUUGUUUAGUUUGGUAGAGAAAUACAAGUUGAGUCGAAUUUUAUCUCUUAAUACAUUUUACCAUUUACUUCUGUUUGAUUCAUGCUGUUAUAUUUCAUCAGAUAAAUGUAUGGAGUUUCUCGAUAAUUUUAGGCUAUCCUGUGAUUCUAUUGAACAAUUAAAUUUAUUAUACGUGUUUAACGGAAUACAGUUUUUUCGUCCAGAUAUUAGCUCACUUUACACACCUCAGCUGACAAACUAUGUAAAAUAUCUGAAACUGCUUUCGCCAAAAAUAUUACUAAGAAGUGGACUGUAUGGCGAAACCGAUGAUGUUAGUGAAGUUAAGAGAAUUAUGGAUAAAUUGAAUGUGGAAUAUGUGUCCGGUAUAACAGGUAUAAAAGAUGGCCAAAUCAAGUAUAAUUAG
This is a messenger RNA of Theileria orientalis strain Shintoku, 666 nucleotides long. RefSeq lists its product as hypothetical. The record is from RefSeq and is a predicted model, not a curated record. The transcript has a single exon. The coding region runs from base 1 to 666 and encodes 221 amino acids. Lineage: Eukaryota; Apicomplexa; Aconoidasida; Piroplasmida; Theileriidae.